Pangasianodon hypophthalmus (striped catfish) is the source of this 1286-nucleotide messenger RNA. It is a transcript of the gene ubxn1, whose product is annotated as UBX domain protein 1. Gene Ontology annotation, molecular function: protein binding. The transcript has 10 exons. The record is from RefSeq and is a predicted model, not a curated record. The coding region runs from base 93 to 986 and encodes 297 amino acids. Lineage: Eukaryota; Metazoa; Chordata; Actinopteri; Siluriformes; Pangasiidae.
UGGUUUCAGGAAACACUGAGCGAAUCGCGUUUGGACUUUUUGUCCCUCUGUUUGUGCCGUAAUUGUGUGUGGACGAGAGAGCUGCUAUCAGCAUGGCAGAGUGCACGACGUUAGAAAGCCUCCUGGAGAUGGGCUUUGACAGAAACAGAGCGGAGAAGGCUGUAGCACACACUGGCAACCAGGGCAUUGAGAGAGCUAUGGACUGGCUGAUGGAACACGAGAACGAUCCAGACAUAGACGAGCCGUACGUGCCACCGUCAGGGAACGUUCUAGGCUCAGACGAACAACAGAGCCCGUCCCAGCCUGACUCUGAACCCACUGAGUCUGCUGGAGAGAUGGCAGAACAGGGAGAUGCCAAACAACCAAUGACAGAAGAGGAAAAAAAAGAACAAAUUAAGAGGCUUGAGGAGUUGAUGAGGGUGAAGCAGGAGGAGAGGAGAGAGAGGGAGCGGCAGGAGGAGGUGGAGAGGGAGAAACAGAGGAGGAAACAGGGCCAGGAGCUGCAGCAGAUCCGACAGAAGCUACAGGACGAUGAAAUGAAGCAGCUGGCUGAACAGCGCAGGAGAGAGAAAAUGGAGGACCGAUUGGCAAAGCAGAGAGUCAAAGAGAAGAUUGCACGCGACAGAGAAGAGAGGGCACGCAAGUUUGGCGGUAGCUCUUCGAGUACAGCCCUGACAUCUCCUUCUUCUGAGGCCACUGCCCAGUCUCCUCCUGAGAACCAGGGCCCUCCUCCAGCCAAGAAAGACUACGAUGAAUGUCGGAUACAGGUUCGUCUGAUGGACGGCUCUGCGCUGAUGGCAGUCUUUAAGGCCCAGGAGCCUCUGGCUGCAGUGCGAGUGUAUGUGCAGAUGAACAGCUCUGAGGGUGAGGACUUCACCCUCUUGUCCCCUUACCCCCGCCGUGUCUACACAGACCUCGACAUGGAGAAACCUCUACGCGAGCUGGGUUUGGUGCCUUCCGCUGUCCUUGUGGUUGCAAAGAAAUAAAGGCAGACUAGUUUUAUCCACGUUCUUCCACCCCUUCUCAUAUGGUGAACAGAAGAGAAAACGGGUUACGAUCAUGGACUGGAUUUGAUUUUAUACACGUCAUUUAAAGUCAAACAGGCCUUAAUGGUUACCACAACAAUAAAACAUUCACACUGACAACAACAGAGUUAAGUGAACACUCAAAUUCUGGUUCUCAUCCUUAUUCAGUGAUUCUGCUGUGUAUUAUUUCUUGACACAGUUGGAAUAAAUUUCAUUUUUUGGCCUGUGGCCGCACUGUAAAUAAAAUGCACUUAACCAUUA